Topomyia yanbarensis is the source of this 702-nucleotide messenger RNA. RefSeq names its product protein yippee (gene Yippee). The coding region runs from base 140 to 487 and encodes 115 amino acids. The record is from RefSeq and is a predicted model, not a curated record. Lineage: Eukaryota; Metazoa; Arthropoda; Insecta; Diptera; Culicidae. The transcript has 2 exons.
UUAUUCUUCUUCUGUGUGUAUACUUUUUUCGCAGCUGAUACAGUGCGUAUUUGCAUUCAAAACAAAGAGUUCGAUCGAAAACAAAUUUCAUUAAAAUUUAUUUAGUUUCUCGAACAAAAGCUAAAUCCACCUCGAAACGAUGGGCAAAAUCUUCCUGGACCAUAUCGGGGGCCAGAAGCUGUACUCGUGCGCUGCCUGUGAAACGAAUCUGACCAACAAACGGGAACUUAUCAGCACCCGCUUCACGGGAGCCACAGGCAGGGCCUACCUGUUCAAACGAGUGGUCAAUUUGACCUAUUCACAGGUGCAGGAUCGGGUUAUGCUCACCGGAAGGCACAUGGUGCGGGAUGUGAUGUGUAAAAAUUGCAAGGCCAAGCUAGGCUGGAUGUAUGAAUUCGCCACCGAGGAGUCACAAAAGUACAAGGAAGGUCGUGUUAUUCUAGAACACGCCCUAAUUACCGAAUCGGAGGGAUUUCCGGAACCGUGACCCUUUCUCUUCGAUCCAAUUGAACUCUAAGGGACAAGCUCAUCCAGCAUGUGAGUUUCUGCCAAUCCCGAACCGCUUCAUGAAGACUCAUAAAAUUAACUAGCCAAAAAAACUAGUUUUCGAAUCAUGAUUAUUAAAAACAUGUAACCAUUUCACUUUUGAUGUACUAUCCUUAUAAUGUAUUUGGAUCAAACUAUAUUAAACAAUAAAUUCAA